Molecule: messenger RNA, 3261 nt
Organism: Thelazia callipaeda (thelaziosis nematode)
Lineage: Eukaryota; Metazoa; Nematoda; Chromadorea; Rhabditida; Thelaziidae
Source: the annotation of a GenBank genome assembly
AUGACUGACCAAACAACUAUUAUUUCGGACAGUUCUUGUAAACAGCAUCAGCAGCAACAGAUAACACAGCAACAGCAUUCUCAUCAUCAACAGCAACAACAGUAUGAUCACCGUGUAGAAGGUUAUCGUAUUGCAUCUAUAAAUGGCGCUCACAAGGAUGAGAAAGGUUAUACAGUUGUGCCUGCAAGUGUCAGCUUUCGUGGUGUGAGCAUGAAAUUGGACCUAAAAAUAGAUCAGAAAACGUUAGCAGCUGCAACAAAUUUUUCUAAAGCGGUAGAAGAAGCUGUUUCUACUCAUCUUUCGUCUUCGGUUAUACCUGUCGAAAACGAUGAAGUAGGGAGCUCGCAAAUUUCACAUAUUCCACCAACAUCGUCAACAACUUCUGGUAUUCAGUCAUUCAGUUCAUCAUCUUCAGUUAAUACGGUUGAAGCAGCUAACAAUACCAACAAUACCAAAGGAUCACCUGUCAUUUGUGACAGUUCUGUUGAGAGCACUGGGCUUUCAUGUAAAAAAGAAUUAUGUGAACAAGUAAAUGAAGUAUGCAGUUCGACAGUGGACGCCAGUCCAUUUUGUGAUACUGCUUGCUCUCCCAUACAACUUGAAACACAAACAAGAUUGCCGCAUAAUGUUUUGUGUAAUGGCGUUAAGUCUCCAGAAGGCACAUUAAAAACUUUAACAGAACAAAGAAAAAAUCCAUUGCAUUCAUCAGUUAAAGGAGAAUUGAUCAAUUUAGUGGCUUCAACUCCUGUGUCAGAUAAUGCUUACUUAACUCCUUGUGCUUCAACUUCAUCAGCUGAAGUAGAUAUUGCAGUGUUUUCACCAUUAGUAGCUAAAAAGCGAAAAGAAAAGCCGAUUACAUCAUCUCAUCUUUGCGAACAAAUUGAUUCAGACAAAGGACAGUGUCGGCAGCGUGCCAUCGUAAAUUACAAGUACUGCAUUCGUCAUAUACUUCUAGAUCCUGGAGCACCAUACAUACAAUGUCAACAUCGUCGUAAACCAAAAAGCAAAAAAGAUACAAAUUUAUUUUGUACAAAUGCAAUAAGGAAAGACAAAGGAACAAUUUACUGCAGUACCCAUUUGAUUAUGAACGGAUUAAUGGAACCUAAGAAGAAAAAGGCUAAAACUGGUGCAGUGAUUGUUGAAAGCACAGAAUUAACUACUUCUAAUAGUAUUGCGUGGAAUCAGUCAGUAACUCCAAGAAAGUCAGCUACAACUGCUACAACAUCAAAAACAGUGAUGACUACGUGUAAAGAAAUUCGUGGUACAUCUCGAUCAGUCGAACAGGCUCCUGCGAGGAAUGAUCAUAUAGUCCGCAGUAAUAUCCUAAAUAAUGCUGUGAUUGGUGUUAAUUCAGUUACCAGUAAGCGUACAGUGUACCAUUUAUCAAAAGCUCCAAUAGCUAAUAAUACCCUCUGUGGGGGAAGAAGUACCGUCACAGUGGCACCAACGUCAAAGAAUGGGGUUGCAAGUGGCAGUGAUGGGGAUAUUCGCAUUCAAAAUACCUAUCCAGGUCCUCCAAAGUUAUCUGCUCAUAAAAUUGGAAUUCCAGUAUCGAUCUCAUCAUCUUACGAUGGAGGACGAUCAGUUUAUGAGUGUCCUGCUCAACCAACAACUAGUCAUAUAGUCCACCAGAAUAUUCGCCAUUCUUAUCCACUUACCACAGCCCAAGUUGUCGCACCAGUUGUUGUUGAAACACGUGAUGUUGCACAAAUUUCUGUUCCGCAAACGAUUGCAGAUCAACCAAUAUCUGUUAAUCUUACCAAACAGCAUCCACAACUCGCUGCUAAACUUUUGCAGGCACCAGCGACAGGUCAACGUGUCGCACCAUCAUUACCGGGUCCUAUUUUACGAACAAGUUUUGCAAAAAGCAUUCUUCCAACCUCUUUGUUAAUUCCGGAAACUCGCAACUUAUUGCCAUCUGCAGCACCAAGUUUGACUUCAGAACAGGAAGUUCCUUGUUUUUACAGAAUUCCAGAUAAUCAUAGAGUGAAAUCAGAUGUAAAACAAGAAGGAAAGGAUUUGACUCAGAAGCCAAAAGUUAUAAAGUUGAAGCAGAAACGCAGACGACUGAAAAUGACGGGAUUUUACCGGGAUAUACCUGUAGUUGAUCAAAUGUGCAGAGUUUUAGAGGAUCAGGAUUUUGAUCGGACUGAUCUUUUUCCUCGCGGGCUUGAACCAUCAGACGAUGAAGACGAGGAAAAUGAGUGUCUGGACCUUAGGUGGUCAGAGUUAGCUUGUAAUGUUGUUUCUGAUCACUUAAAUCAAGGACCGCUGCAAGUAUAUUUGGUGAAAAAACAGAUAAGACUGGAUAAAAAUGCGCUAAUGAAAGAAGCUGUAACUAAUGCUCCAAUAAUGCAUGCUUGCAAACUUUAUCCUGCUAGUGUUGGAGCAGCAUUGAGCGAUCGUGCAUCUAAACAUAGAAAUGUUCGGAGUGUAUCCAAUGUAUCUAAAAGGUGCUAUUUUACAAAUGUGAAAGGCACAUCACCUCCCGUUCAAUGCGCGAAUCAGUGCCUUCCAUUUAGCAAUCAUUGUAUGCAACAUAUUUCUUAUAAUUUGAAUCAACAACUAUUCAAUUAUUGUGCCGAACCAUGUUGCUCACAACCUGUUCUUUUCGUUGAUGCAAUUAAAACAUCAAAGUUAUGCAUCAAGCAUUAUGAGGAAAGAAAAAGAGCUGAAAAAAUCGCUCAAGAAAAUGCUCAUCAGUCAUGGAAUCAACAGAUGUCGAUAUGCCAGCACCGAGUACAACAGCGUACAUUGCAAUAUGACGAAGAUGUUCGCAUGAAUAUGCAACAGUCGCAACAUCUGUUGCAAAAUGCUGGAGUAGACAGAGUCAAUUCCGUCAGCAUAGGGGAUUUCGGUGAAUUUGAUAUAGGAUCUUCGUCAAGUGGCAACGAAUCUGAUGUAUACUUGGCUUCCUUUGCAAAGGAUCUGGAAUUGGGCUUGGAUGGUAAAGAAAUUAAUGAUAUGUUGGCAAAUUUCAACGUUGCAGAUGGAGAUAGUACGGAUGGUUUACAAGAGCAGACAUUUACAGAUGGUGUCAAAGAUGAUUUCCUGCAUUUACCAUCAGAAUUUAAUGAUGUUACUGGUGGUCAUGAUUGGCUUGAUGUGGAACAGUUUCUUAUAUCUGAAGGUGUUGAUUUAUCUUCAUCAUCGCAACCAAACAUUAAUUCAGUAUCUCCUUAUCCAUCAACUUUCGUUAACGAUGUAAUGGCUUUCAAUGAAUAUUCAUCGUCAUCAUCAUCUUUUGUACAUCAUCGGUAA